AUGACUUUGAAUACACUCGCUGACUUGCAUGAUGAUAUCCGUGCACAUGGUGUCAAUCGAGAACAAGGCUCUGGGGACAAGGACUGGAUAAAACGCCCGAAUACCCUUCCGGUCCUCUUGGAUGGAAAAGAAGGCGACAAGAGCGACAUAUACAUAUCAAACUGGAGCUUUGGGCAAUUGGUCGCUGUUUGCGUCUGGUUUCCCACCAUCUUGAAGUUUUUUUGUCUCAAUGUUGGUGGUAUCCUACCAAGCUUACGAAAGCGAGUGGGUGACAUGAUCGAAAUUACAUAUCGUAUAGAGAAUGAGCGACCUGGCAGUGAUGUCGCCUUGGAGAGUCUCAUACCCUCAGGGUCGAGCGACAGACGCGGUACUCAUGAUAUGGAGAGUAACAGAUCGACCUCCCGAAGAUCGUGGGAGAGAAUAGAUAACUAG
This is a messenger RNA of Fusarium graminearum PH-1, 432 nucleotides long. RefSeq lists its product as uncharacterized. Lineage: Eukaryota; Fungi; Ascomycota; Sordariomycetes; Hypocreales; Nectriaceae. The transcript is spliced from 3 exons. The record is from RefSeq and is a predicted model, not a curated record. The coding region runs from base 1 to 432 and encodes 143 amino acids.